UACGGUCUUCUGCGUUUUUAUGCCUAAAUUAAAAAUCCUCAGUUACCAGAUAAAAAGAAUGGAUCACCACCGGCACGUCAACACAAACGACUCUAUUGACCUGUCCAAGUUGUCAGAGAAGGAAAGAUGGAGGAUAGAACAUCAGCGGUUACAUGAGAAACACAGGGGCCAUGAGGCCAUGCAUGCUGAAAUGGUCCUCAUUUUAAUUGUAACAUUAGUAGUAGCACAGAUAUUAUUAGUACAAUGGAGGCAGAGAUAUUUCAAAUCAUACCAAAAAGCCACACUUGUUGGUAUGUGGGUGAUUCCUAUAGGAAUCUGUAUGAAGUAUGGCUGGACUAGAUUUAUUAUCAUCUGGUCUAUAUUUUCUGUAAUAACAGGAUACAUAACAUUUAGAUCUACAAGGAAACCACUUCCAGGGAAUACACCAAGAUUGGUGUACAAAUGGUUUCUUCUAAUCUAUAAAGUCAGUUACUUUAUUGGAAUAUUAGGAUACAUGGUAGUUAUGUUGACAUUGUUGGGUUUAAAUUUAUUAUUUUUAAUCAAACCUCAAAUAGCUAUGGACUUUGGACUGCUAUGUUUAUUCUAUGGACUUUAUUUUGGAGUUGUAAGUAGAGAUUUUGCAGAAGUUUGUACAGAUUCAAUGGCAGCUCAUAUAGGGUACUUUACAGAAUCUGGUUUACCAGGAAAGAGAUUAGAUCCCAAUGUGUGCGGUGUAUGUGGGAACCAGAUUCUAGUCAUGAACAAUGAAGAUGCCAUAAUUGAAGAGACGUUUAAAUUAGAUUGUAAUCAUGUAUUUCAUGAGUUUUGUAUCAGAGGAUGGUGUAUUGUAGGAAAGAGACAGACCUGUCCAUACUGUAAAGAGAAAGUGGAUCUCAAAAGAAUGUUUCCUAGUCCAUGGGAGAGACCACAUGUUUUAUAUGGAAAUCUUUUAGAUUGGAUUAGAUUUUUAGUAGCCUGGCAGCCAUUAAUAAUUAUGCUUGUACAGGGAAUUAAUUGGUCGUUAGGUUUAGAAUAAUUUUCAUUUCAUGAGUUGUUCAGUGUGUGAUGAGGAUUGGAUGUUGUGAUGUUUGUAUGAGAGAUAAUUAAUUAUAUCGGUGAAAGUCCCAGUUUUUCAUUUUCAUUUUUUUGGUUAAAAAGCCAAAAUUGUUAAUUUAUAAUGUUACAGUAUUGCUUUAUUUUUAAGUUGAUGUAUUUUUUCUUGCAGUAGAGUUUUUGUUUUGUCUGGCUGUAAUGUUUGUACAUAAGUUUUGUAAGUGUAUAAAUUAUAAGUACCAUAUGCAUUUUUAAAAGAUCUAAAUCAAACCUGCAUUGUAUUAUACUUAUAUUAAAUGGGGAAAAAAUAUGUCUUUUAAGUAUUUCACUUGGAACUUACUUUCCUUCUACAAAUUAUCUUUUCUUGGAGAGCAUAUAUUUAUAUAGGUUCCAUAGAUUAAAUAUAUAAAAGAGUUACAAAAAAAUGCAUGUUGUAAUGUCAUAUACCUAUAGAAUUGUAAAAUUUGGAUCAAAAAGGGUAAUUUUUGUUCAUUAAAACGAAUAAAUCAUUAAUAUUAAAAUAUUUUAAAUAAACCUUUAUUUUUCUCUUUAGCUAUGUACUAGUUAAUGAGAAUAAAAUCAUUAAUUCAUUCAUUAAUUAUAAAUAGGCUAUUUUGCAUCCUUGUGUUAAAAACCCUUUUUUUUGUACAUACUUAUUUUUUUGUCUGAAACUUCAGCACAUAUUUAGCUUAAGAUAACAAUACUUUGGUCCAACCAUUACUACUAUUGAUGAAAAUAAAACAUACACAAAAUUAUGUGCCUAAUGUCUUGAAAAACCAUAAUAGAUAUGAAAUUUUUUAGAAUGCUUAGAAUGGCAAGGUUUUCUAUGCAGUAAAUCAACAAGAACUAUUAGACAACUCCUGAUAGAAGAAUCAUGACAAUGAUGACAUUUUUAACAAUUUUAAGGUUUUUGCUCAAAUUCUUUGAAAUGUAAUCUUUCAUUCAUCAUUUCUACAGUAAGAAGAGUUCAUAAUUGUUACAUUCAUUAAUACAUAACACAAUAUUUAUUGAUCUUCCAUACAGAACCAGUUUAAACUUUUCUUUGUACAUCAAAACAAUGUUAUUUACAAAGAAGAAAGAAUUUGAUGUCUCAUAUUUUUAUCAAGUACUUAAUAAUUUGUUUGUUACCUUUUUAAAUAUAUUUAAGUUAUCAUAUGUCAAGAACAAAAUAUAAUAAAUCCUGAACAAUUUCCA
Messenger RNA from Mytilus trossulus (common blue mussel), 2226 nucleotides. Its product is annotated as E3 ubiquitin ligase Rnf121-like. Gene Ontology annotation, molecular function: ubiquitin protein ligase activity; metal ion binding. The record is from RefSeq and is a predicted model, not a curated record. Gene Ontology annotation, cellular component: endoplasmic reticulum membrane; Golgi membrane. NCBI's taxonomy places the organism in Eukaryota, Metazoa, Mollusca, Bivalvia, Mytilida, Mytilidae. The transcript has 8 exons. The coding region runs from base 20 to 1015 and encodes 331 amino acids.